AUGUCCCGGAUAGACAAAUGUUGUGUAAAAAACUGUUCUGGUAAUAGUAAAUCACGGUUUUCAAUACCAAAAAAUGCCCAUGAAAAAUGGGAAAAAGCAGUGGGAAUAACUUUGGGUAAAAGAUCGAGAGUGUGUGGAGAUCAUUUUUCGAAAGAAAAUAUAAUAGAUACUUGGGUGUCUGGACAAGGAACAAGUGCUUAUUCAAUAUGUUUAAAAAAACCUCGAUUGAGAGAAGGAGCUAUACCAACUUUAUUUUUAGGCAAUGGCAAUUCAGAUAAAAAUUCAUUCUGUGAAGAUGUGAAUAUAUGUCAAAAUGAAGCUGAACAAUUAUUAUCAAAAACAUCUUUACCAAAUGUUGUAUAUACUGACCAAGAUGUUUCAAUUGAACCAACCGCUGUUUAUAAUGAAGUCGCAGAAUGUACUGAAAUGUCUUCGACCAAUUACAUCAGUAAAUCACAACAUCAUAAUAUGAUUCAGGAAUCUUUAUUUGAUUUAAUAAAUAAACGUGUGGCUAUUAAAUUACCUGCAAAAUGGUAUACUGAUGUUUCGUUAAAUAGUUUUGAAAAGAAAUUAACAAAGUCAUUUUUCAAAUUAACUGAAUUCAAUCAGGAUUACCGACGUAUCAUUUCAAAACAACUGAUAGUAACUCAAGAUUCUAAGAUUAUAGUUCAUGUAAUGAAUAAAGAAAUUAAUGAGGAACAACAACAACAGUAUUUUCCAAUGUUAUGUCAUUCAGUAAUAUCUGUACAAGAUAUAGAAUGUGCGAUUGAAAAUCUUAAUUUAUUAAAAAUAUGUAAUGGUGCUGUUAUAACAAGUAAAUUUCCUAAUGUAAAAGCAUCAAUCAGUUCUCAAUGUGUAAAGGUUAAUGGCUAUUGGAAACACUUGAACUGUUCCAGUUUUAUAAGGGACAACAGGUAUUAA
Molecule: messenger RNA, 921 nt
Organism: Melanaphis sacchari
Lineage: Eukaryota; Metazoa; Arthropoda; Insecta; Hemiptera; Aphididae
Exons: 6
Coding region: 1-921 (306 amino acids)
Source: RefSeq, a predicted model, not a curated record